Molecule: messenger RNA, 3585 nt
Organism: Guyanagaster necrorhizus
Lineage: Eukaryota; Fungi; Basidiomycota; Agaricomycetes; Agaricales; Physalacriaceae
Exons: 12
Coding region: 114-3500 (1128 amino acids)
Biological process (GO): endocytosis; piecemeal microautophagy of the nucleus; exocytosis
Cellular component (GO): cytosol; perinuclear endoplasmic reticulum; plasma membrane
Molecular function (GO): sterol binding; protein binding
Source: RefSeq, a predicted model, not a curated record
GCCUCAUCCUCGACUUCCCUCCUUUCCUUGACUUCCUCGUUGCCUUCGAUCUGGCGCACUACUGACACGAAGACGCACUGUCUUCUCCUUCCCUCUCCACCAAGCCCUCAGUAAUGUUUUCCAACCAAGGCACAAGUAGCAGCAGUAGCAGCAACAGCGUCGAAGAGCCACUCUACCAAGUAAAACUUUUGUCAGCUCUUCGUAGCGGUGACCCAGCAUUAAUCCACCCAUUUCUCGCCGAGAUUGGCAAGGACAAACGGAAAUCAGCUGAGCAAAACUUCGAUACAGGUGCAGCGGCGCUGCAUCUUGCAGUGAGGUGCGGUUCUGUUGCAACCGUAGCCUUAUUAUUGUCUCAUCGAGCAAUUUCUCCCAAUGGUGUCCACCCUCCAGGUUCUGGAACAACUGCGUUGCAUUUGGCAUCGUCCUUAGGGCGUGUUGACAUUGUCAAUCUUUUACUGGAGCAGGAAGGCAUAGAUGACAGCCUCCCAGACGUCAAUGGGAAGACUUGCACAGACGUGGCGAAAGGACGUGAGGUUAUUCGCGUCAUUGAAGAUUCACGCUCAUUUCUUAAUGCGUCUUAUCGUUCACUCUUGCACAGCUACAUAAUGUCUCCUCUGUCUACUCCACCCUCUUCGGUGCUUCUUAAGCUGCUCGAGUCUCCUCGAGUGCGCUUCGUGAACCUUUCUUACCUUGAUGAUGACUCCGGCGUAUCGUUGCUCCACGAGGCCGCAAGGCGCAAGGAUUUACGCCUCAUUGAGCUGGCUGUCAGGUCUGGAGCAGAUGUCUUUGUACGGAAUCGACGGGGAAAGAUGGCAUAUGAGGGAACUGGAAAAGAUGACCGCGUUCGUGUGUUUCUGCGACAGUUCGCGAAUCAUGAUAGCAGCUUAAUUCAGACUCCCUCAUCUACCGAGCCUCCUGUUCUGAAGGGCUAUCUCAACAAGUACACGAAUGUUGCUAAAGGCUACAAUACUCGGUGGUUUAUCUUGCAAAAUGGGGUUUUGUCAUACUAUCGACAUCAAGAAGAUGAAAACGUCGCUAGUCGUGGCUCCAUAUCUAUGAAGACUGCUAUUCUCAGAAUAUCCACAAUCGACCGCCUGCGUUUCGAGGUGCAUUCUACACCUUCCCGUGGACACCAGUCGGGUGUUCAGAAAUGGUACCUGAAGGCAAACCAUCCUGUCGAAGCAUCCCGCUGGACGCAAACAAUUUCUAAGAGCAUCGAGUGGCACAAGCAUGACAACGAAGGUCGAAGGAGCGGCGAGAGCGAUGCCAAUAGCGUCAUCCCAAAAUCUGUCACAGCUCAUACCCGAAACGAAAGCACCAAACACAGUAACUGGAACGAGGGCGAGUCGCAGUCUCUGGCAAGUUCUCACAGGGGAAGUCCCAAUUUUCAAAUGAACGAACGGGGGUACGAGGAUAUGGACAAUGACGAAUCCUCUGCUUCGGAAUCCAUUAGAAAGACAGUACCGUUUGACUCCAGUUUUGAACUGCACGGCAACUCAGCGUCAGCACAGAUGGAGUUGACGUCACAGCUACUGUCCAACCUCGUUCUUCACUCUGACGCAUCUCAACGGACUAGCGAUUUGCGAAACGCAUUAAAAGAUUCCAUUUCCAUAGUACAGGGCAUGCUGGAUGAAUACAUACAGAUGGUCAAAGUUCGAGAAGAGUGGUUCCGAAAACAGCUGCAGAAGGAGCGAGACAAAUCAACUUUGUGGGAAGAGAGCUUUGCUACCGUCGUUAAAGAAGGGGAGAGUCUCGAGAAAGAGUUGCGUAUCCGAAGUAGAAGGCGCGGCAGCCGCUUUUUUGACGCGACCGAGUCCGGGACAGUGAAACAGCACCAAUCUUUCCUCGCUCCUUACCCAUCUGUUAUUGAAAAAAGUCCAAAACCCGCUCCAGAACCUUUUCAGCUGUUUUCGCCUUCUCCCCACUUGCAGGAUACAGGCACGGCCGAAACCUCGCACCCAACACAUUUAGCUCAACGUUCGGAAACCGAUGAUGCUGCUAAUCCUACAGCAACGAUAGAGGAUAACAGUGCCUUGGACACUGAUGACGAGGACGAAUUUUUUGAUGCGAUCGAGUCGAACAAUAUACCCAACCUGGUAAUACCGGAAUUCCUCGCCAGUCCAACACAUCCGGAAGUAGCCUUGCCUGUCGACCUAACUGCGCCCUAUGCCGGAUAUAAAAAUUUUCGUAUUUCGCUCAGCUUGAAGGAUGAGCGCCCGAACACGAGUCUUUGGUCUGUGCUCAAACACAGCAUCGGGAAGGACUUGACCAAAAUCAGUUUUCCGGUCUUCUUCAACGAGCCAACAAGUAUGUUACAACGGAUGGCGGAAGACAUGGAGUUUUCAGAGUGCCUUGAUGUUGCUGCCCGCGAGCAAGAUCCAUUACUGCGGAUUGCCUAUGUGGCGGCUUUUGCCAUGUCAAACUAUUCUUCCACCAUCGGUCGCAUUGCUAAGCCUUUCAACCCUAUGCUUAGCGAGACAUUCGAAUAUGUUCGAUUCGAUAAGGAAUAUCGAUACAUGUCUGAACAAGUAAGCCACCAUCCGCCUAUCUCGGCUUGCUAUUCGGAGUCUCCUUAUUGGCAUUAUUAUGGCGAGGUCGAUGCUCAAAACAAGUUCAUGGGGAAGUCGUUCGAGAUUAGGCCAACUGGCGUUGCGCAUGCUGAGCUAGCUUUGUCUCCAGAACUUGGUGUCGGAUACCCGAAGGCAAAGGGCAUGACACAAACCGGCAAGGUCCUGGAGCACUAUAGCUGGAAAAAGGUCACUACAAAUGUGUCUGGAUUUAUUCUGGGAUCGCCUACGAUCGAUCAUUACGGGGAAAUGAACGUCGUUAAUCAUCGAACUAAGGACCGCUGUGUAUUGACGUUCAAGCCCCGAGGUUGGCGCGGAAGGGAUGCGUAUGAGAUUUCUGGACAUGUCAUCGAUUCGAAAGGCAAGAUUAGAUAUGAAAUUGCUGGUCGAUGGAACAGCCAACUAAUAGCGCGGGAAGCGGGCGUCGGUACCGGAGUUUUGCAACCCGAUACUUUCAUCGGUGGUACCAAUUCGCCCGCGACUAGAGAAUAUAUUCUGUUAUGGAGAAACUCUGAAAAGCCUCCUGGAUCGCCAUUCAACCUCACGCCGUUCGCCAUAACUCUCAACGAUUGUCCAGAAGAAACACUGAAGCCUUAUUUGUGCCCAACAGACUGUCGGCUGCGAGUUGACCAGCGGGCAUUUGAGCUCGGGAAAUACGAGCUUGCUAAUGGGCUCAAGUCGGAACAGGAAGAUAAACAAAGGGCUACACGGAAGGCCAGAGAAGAUGGAAGGCUGCCUCAGCACCAGCCUAGGUGGUUCACGGCGACCACGGAUAGAGACACCGGUGAAAGAGUCUGGGCGCCUUCUAUGUCAGGUGAUAAUCUGGAAUACUGGGUUCAGAGGGAAAGGGUUUGGAAGGAGAGAUUGAAUGGUGAGGAGGGAGAGUGGCACAACGUGGAAUCUAUCUUUAUUGAAGAGCCGGACUUCCUCUAAUUCGCACAGGUAUUGUAGGUUAUUAAGUUUAUAAUAUGUAUGGUAUCAGCAUUAGCAUGGAAUUGGAUGAGCAAACGGGUUUUCG